Messenger RNA from Terrapene triunguis (Three-toed box turtle), 3241 nucleotides. RefSeq names its product thrombospondin 3 (gene THBS3). The record is from RefSeq and is a predicted model, not a curated record. Gene Ontology annotation, molecular function: calcium ion binding. The coding region runs from base 134 to 2776 and encodes 880 amino acids. Gene Ontology annotation, cellular component: extracellular region. Lineage: Eukaryota; Metazoa; Chordata; Testudines; Emydidae. Gene Ontology annotation, biological process: cell adhesion. The transcript has 21 exons.
CGGGUCCCCGCGAGGAGCGCCCCUGAUUGACGGCUCUUUGUUUCCGCCCGCCAUCCCCCGCCCCCGAGCAGCAGCGCUCGGGGCUCCGGCGCUUCGCCUGGGCUUCCCCCGCGCGCAGGGGCUGGGGAGCAGCAUGGAGACGGGGGCGCUCCGCGGGCUGUUGGCGCUACUCGUCCUCGGCGCGGCCAGCGCCGCCAGGCAGGAGCUGCAAGUCCUAGACCUGCUGACGGUGACCGAGGCCCGGCACAUGGCCAGUGUAGCAGACAAGAUCAGGACACAACUACUGGCAGUCGAUGACAUUUACCUCCUCUCCACCUUCCGCCUGCCCCCCAAGCAGGGCGGGCUGCUCUUCGGCCUGUACUCCAAAAAGGACAACACCAGGUGGCUGGAGGCCUCCGUCAUUGGGAAAAUCAACAAAGUGCUGGUGCGCUACAUGCGGGAAGAUGGCAAGGUGCACUCCGUCAACCUGCAGCACGCCAGCGUGGCGGACGGGCGGAGCCACACGGUGAUCGUGCGGCUGAGCGGCCUGCGUGGGGACACCCUGGCCAUGGAGCUCUACGUGGACUGCAAGCAGGUGGACUCCAGCGUGGGGCUGCCCGAGGUGAUGAUCCUGCCCCAGGCUGAGGUGGAGUCGGUCGAGGUGCGCACAGGGCAGAAGGCCUAUCAGAAGAUGCAGGGGUUCGUGGAGUCAAUGAAGCUGAUUUUAGGAGGGUCCAUGAGCCGAGUUGGGGCCCUGAGCGAAUGUCCCUUCCAAGGGGAUGAAUCCAUCCAGAACGCAGUGACCGGGGUGCUGAACUCCAUCCUGGGUGAGCAGGCCAAGGCCCUGGCCAUUCAGCUGACCCUCUUCAACCGGAUCCUGGGGGAGCUGCGAGAGGACAUCCGCGACCAGGUGAAGGAGAUGUCUCUGAUCCGGAACACCAUCAUGGAGUGCCAGGUCUGCGGGUUCCACGAGCACCGCUCUCGCUGCAGUCCCAGCCCCUGCUUCAGUGGUGUCGACUGUAUGGAGACGUACGAGUACCCCGGGUACCGCUGCGGGCCCUGCCCGCCCGGCUUCGAGGGCAACGGCACUCACUGUGCUGACAUCAACGAGUGCAGUUAUGCAGACCCUUGCUUCCCGGGCGCCAAGUGCAUUAACACCGCGCCUGGCUUCCGCUGCGAGCCCUGCCCUCACGGGUACAAGGGGAACCUCAUCUCUGGCGUGGGCGCAGACUAUGCCAAGGCCAGCAAGCAGGUUUGUACAGAUAUUGACGAAUGUAACGAUGGCAACAAUGGCGGCUGCGACCCGAACUCCAUCUGCACCAACACGGUGGGCUCCUACAGGUGCGGGCCGUGUAAGGCUGGGUUCCUGGGGAACCAGACGCUGGGCUGCGUCCCACAGAAAUCCUGCAGCAGCCCCACCCACAACCCCUGCGACAUCAAUGGCUACUGCAUGUUCGAGCGGAACGGCGCCGUUUCCUGUGCGUGUAACGUGGGCUGGGCCGGGAACGGGAACGUGUGUGGGCGGGACACGGACAUCGACGGCUACCCGGACGAGCCGCUGCCCUGCAUCGACAAUGACAAGCACUGCCAGCAGGACAACUGCCGGCUGACGCCCAACUCCGGGCAGGAGGACGCUGACAAUGACGGCGUCGGAGACCAGUGUGACGAUGACGCGGACGGGGACGGCAUCAAGAAUGUGGAGGACAACUGCCGACUCUUCCCCAACAAGGACCAGCAGAACUCAGACACUGACUCCUUCGGAGACGCCUGUGACAACUGCCCCAACGUACCCAACAAUGACCAGCGGGACACGGACAGCAAUGGUGAGGGGGAUGCCUGCGACAACGACAUCGACGGGGAUGGGAUCCCCAAUGUUCUCGAUAACUGCCCCAAGGUGCCCAACCCGCUGCAGACGGACCGGGAUGAGGAUAGCGUCGGGGAUGCCUGCGACAGCUGCCCUGAAAUGAGCAACCCCACUCAGACGCGUGCUGUGUGCUCAGGGAACGGUGUGGGCGACGUCUGUGAGGAGGAUUUCGACAAUGACACUGUGGUGGACCAGCUGGACGUGUGUCCGGAGAGCGCCGAGGUGACGCUGACCGACUUCCGGGCCUACCAGACCGUCAUCCUCGACCCCGAAGGGGAUGCCCAGAUCGACCCCAACUGGGUGGUUCUCAAUCAGGGCAUGGAGAUUGUACAGACCAUGAACAGUGACCCAGGCCUGGCAGUAGGCUACACGGCCUUCAAUGGGGUGGACUUCGAGGGCACCUUUCACGUUAACACCAUCACGGAUGACGACUACGCCGGCUUCAUCUUCAGCUACCAGGACAGCGCCAGUUUCUACGUGGUGAUGUGGAAGCAGACAGAGCAGACAUACUGGCAGGCGACGCCCUUCCGGGCGGUGGCCGAGCCAGGUCUACAGCUCAAGGCCGUGAAGUCCAAGAACGGCCCCGGGGAGCACCUGCGCAAUGCCCUGUGGCACACGGGCCACACCCCAGACCAGGUCCGGCUCCUCUGGAAAGACCCUCGCAACGUGGGCUGGAAAGACAAGACCUCCUAUCGAUGGCAGCUCACACACAGGCCCCAGGUGGGCUACAUCAGGGUGCGGCUCUAUGAGGGACCCCGUCUGGUGGCCGACUCUGGGGUGAUCAUCGACACCACCAUGCGGGGCGGGCGGCUGGGCGUCUUCUGCUUUUCCCAGGAGAACAUUAUCUGGUCCAAUCUGCAGUAUCGGUGCAAUGACACGAUCCCAGGAGACUUUGAGCCUUUCCGCCGAUUCCUGCUGGAGGGCCGUGAGUGAGCCAGCCUCCUUCCCCAGCCACACCCAGGACCUCUCCAAGUGCGUCACCAAGGGACUUCUUGUGGCCUCCACAGCCUCCUCCCUGAGCUGGGCCUCGGCUUCUCCCUGCCUGUGGCCCACAGGCCUCCACGCUGUCCAGACCCGGGUACUGGAACCCAUUGGACCUUGCGUUGCAGCUAACUGGUACUAAAGUGCCUGCCCAGCCCAGCUGGGCCUGUCUCCCCCUCAGCAGGAUAACCAAAGCGCACACCCUUGCCAGGACCCAGCCUCAUGGGGCUCUGUAGCUGGGCAUUGAGCAAAGGACCGCAAGGCAACUGGUGUGUCUGCCGGUGGAUUGGGGCCAUCAGGCGAGCUUCUCCAGUUGGUACUGCUAGUGCCCAAAGCACCCGCCCCUCAGCCCUGGCGCUCCUCCUCCUGCUGGAACCUUCAUCCUGAGUCUGGCCAUAAAGUUCUGAUUGUUUUCUA